AUGUGUGUGCACUGCGAACUGAUAUUCAGUGAGAAAACCUCUUACUAUUUACACAUGGGUCUACACAACAUUAACGACCCCUGGCAAUGUAACUUGUGUGGUCUGAAAUGUAGCGACAGUCAAUCGUUCUCAUCUCAUGUGAUGCAUUAUUAG
Messenger RNA from Helobdella robusta, 153 nucleotides. RefSeq lists its product as hypothetical. The record is from RefSeq and is a predicted model, not a curated record. Lineage: Eukaryota; Metazoa; Annelida; Clitellata; Rhynchobdellida; Glossiphoniidae. The transcript has a single exon. Bases 1 to 153 code for a protein of 50 amino acids.